AUGGAUAUACUACGUCGACGUUUACUAGAUAGUACAACAAAACAAUCAGAUUUAAUUGAAAUAUUUACAGCAAUUGAUAGAGAUUGUUCUGGUCGAAUAAAUUUUGAAGAAUUCCGUGCAGCAAUCAAAUUACUUCAACUUAAUAUAAAUAGUAAUGAAGAAAUCAAGGAUCUUUUUCAACAAUUCGAUACAACACAUAAUGGACAAAUUGAUCUUUCAGAAUUUCUUCAACAAUUAAAACCACCUAUGAAUGAUCGACGACAAAAAGCUGCUUUAAAUUUAUUUAAUUCAAUCGAUGUUGAUAAAGAUGGACGAUUAACUAUUACAGAUAUUAAAGCAAAAUAUGCUGCACAAUUAAAACCUACUAAAAAUAAAUCAAGUCAAAGUAUUGAUAACGCUUUAAAAAAAUUUUUAAAUAAAUUCGAUACACGUGGCCAAGAAGAUGGUAUCAUUGAUCAAGAAGAAUUUCUUGGCUUUUGUGCAAUGCUGAGUGCAACGGUAAAAGAAGAUGUUUAUUUCGAACAUACACUUCGAACAUUAUUUGAUUUUCGUCUUUAA
Messenger RNA from Adineta steineri, 558 nucleotides. NCBI's taxonomy places the organism in Eukaryota, Metazoa, Rotifera, Eurotatoria, Adinetida, Adinetidae. The record is from the annotation of a GenBank genome assembly.